Schistocerca piceifrons (Central American locust) is the source of this 879-nucleotide messenger RNA. RefSeq names its product octapeptide-repeat protein T2-like. Bases 1 to 879 code for a protein of 292 amino acids. NCBI's taxonomy places the organism in Eukaryota, Metazoa, Arthropoda, Insecta, Orthoptera, Acrididae. The transcript has 3 exons. The record is from RefSeq and is a predicted model, not a curated record.
AUGGCCCAAAGGCAAGGAGAAGAGGCAAGGAGAAGAGGCAAGGAGAAGAGGCAAGGAGAAGAGGCAAGGAGAAGAGGCAAGGAGAAGAGGCAAGGAGAAGAGGCAAGGAGAAGAGGCAAGGAGAAGAGGCAAGGAGAAGAGGCAAGGAGAAGAGGCAAGGAGAAGAGGCAAGGAGAAGAGGCAAGGAGAAGAGGCAAGGAGAAGAGGCAAGGAGAAGAGGCAAGGAGAAGAGGCAAGGAGAAGAGGCAAGGAGAAGAGGCAAGGAGAAGAGGCAAGGAGAAGAGGCAAGGAGAAGAGGCAAGGAGAAGAGGCAAGGAGAAGAGGCAAGGAGAAGAGGCAAGGAGAAGAGGCAAGGAGAAGAGGCAAGGAGAAGAGGCAAGGAGAAGAGGCAAGGAGAAGAGGCAAGGAGAAGAGGCAAGGAGAAGAGGCAAGGAGAAGAGGCAAGGAGAAGAGGCAAGGAGAAGAGGCAAGGAGAAGAGGCAAGGAGAAGAGGCAAGGAGAAGAGGCAAGGAGAAGAGGCAAGGAGAAGAGGCAAGGAGAAGAGGCAAGGAGAAGAGGCAAGGAGAAGAGGCAAGGAGAAGAGGCAAGGAGAAGAGGCAAGGAGAAGAGGCAAGGAGAAGAGGCAAGGAGAAGAGGCAAGGAGAAGAGGCAAGGAGAAGAGGCAAGGAGAAGAGGCAAGGAGAAGAGGCAAGGAGAAGAGGCAAGGAGAAGAGGCAAGGAGAAGAGGCAAGGAGAAGAGGCAAGGAGAAGAGGCAAGGAGAAGAGGCAAGGAGAAGAGGCAAGGAGAAGAGGCAAGGAGAAGAGGCAAGGAGAAGAGGCAAGGAGAAGAGGCAAGGAGAAGAGGCAAGGAGAAGAGGCAAGGAGAAGAGUGUUACAUGA